Molecule: messenger RNA, 846 nt
Organism: Prorocentrum cordatum
Lineage: Eukaryota; Dinophyceae; Prorocentrales; Prorocentraceae
Source: the annotation of a GenBank genome assembly
AUGCGGCCCGCCGCCGGGGAGGCGCUCCCGCCGCCGCAGGACGACGCGCAGGCCACGCUCCUACUCUCCGCGGGCGGCCCGGAGCGCGCGCUUGCCAGGCCCUGGGCGCGCUGGGCGGCGGCGCUUUGCGCGGCCGCCGCCGCAGCGCCCGCGGCGGCUGCCGCGGCGCGCUGCCUGCGCGGCGGCGCCCCCGAGGGCGUUGUGCUCGCAGCGGCGGCCGCGCUCGCGGCCGCCACCACGACGACGCAGCCCUUCGCGCGGGGCGACUAUCAGGCGGCCAUAGACUUCCUGCCCGUGACGACGCUGGUGUAUUAUCGCUGGACUCACAGUAAGGAGGAACCUACGCGCAAGUUGCCAGCAUUGAUCCGGAAGUUCGACAUGCUGUUCGGCAUGGAUGAGCUCGUCGACGGCUGGGAUCCGCUGCCCGCCCCUCCCAAGGACGUCAGAACCAUCUUGUGCAUACCGUGGGCGCCUGGCCGGCUGCUGGAGUGGGUCAAAGUGCACCUGGACGAUUCGGACAACAACAGGACCGUGGUCUUCUCGGGCAGGGAGUCUCCUUUGUCCGAGGCCUGGGGGUGGCAAGACUCGAACCGCUGGAAUGAAAUGACCGAGCAGUACAGCAAAUAUUUCAAGCGCAUAUACUUUUACGUCACCGACGUGGAGCUGGAGGGCGUGGACACCAUGCCCAUCGGCUUCACCGAAUCGUACAUGCAGGGUCGCACUGACAGUUUUCUUGAUGCCUGGACGCAGGCGAGCACCAAGGACACACGUAAGGUGCACUCAGUUCUCGCGGCAUGGGGUAAGUACACCGCCCUGGGUGGCAAGCAUCUCCAGCUGCCUGCGUAA